This is a messenger RNA of Penaeus indicus, 508 nucleotides long. Its product is annotated as protein SHQ1 homolog. NCBI's taxonomy places the organism in Eukaryota, Metazoa, Arthropoda, Malacostraca, Decapoda, Penaeidae. Gene Ontology annotation, cellular component: cytoplasm; nucleoplasm. The record is from RefSeq and is a predicted model, not a curated record. The transcript is spliced from 3 exons. The annotation marks the transcript as partial. Gene Ontology annotation, biological process: box H/ACA snoRNP assembly.
CGAACCCGUCGGACAUGUAAACAAAGGCCCCUUUUUUCUCACGUGCGGGAUUUUUAGGGGGAGAGCGAAGGUGAAACACUAACCACGAGAAGCUGUCCUGGAAUUACGAGGAAAGCGAAAGAGUCUGAGAUUUUGGGUAACAAAAUCACAGCAAAAUAAACAAAAAUGUUGACACCAAAGUUUGAGGUGAAACAAGAUGAAAAGCACAUAAUCAUUACAGUGUUUGCUCCUUAUGCAAGAAUUUCUGAUGCUGAAGUCAAUAUUGAUGAAGAUACAUUCACAUUUUAUUCCUCUCCAUAUUAUCUAAGACUCACCUUCUCAGGGAAGCUGACUGAUAGUGAAUUAGAGAGAUACACAGCUAAGUUCGAUGCUGACCAAGGAGCUUUUGUGAUCCAGUGUGAGAAGCAGGUUCCAGGGGAGCAUUUUACUAACCUGGAUAUGCUGACCACCUUAUUAGCACCUCAAGGAGCAUCAAGUGUUAAGAAACCUCUCAUUGAAGUUGUUGGUG